GUUUUGACAUUUUUUAUUGUGCCAACUUAGCAGUAGUUGUCCGUGCAGCCUAAUUUGUGAUCAGUACAGCAGACGCCUGUUAUCGAAGUGAGAUUUUUCAAAGCGUUCAUGAAGAAGGUGUUGAAGUUGUAGGUUAUUUGUUAAUAUUUAGCCGCUUCUCAAUGCAAUAGUCAUGGUGUUAAAUGAAGGUGCAGCAGAUCAUGAAAAAGGGAAAAGUAGAUCGCAGUCGCAAGUAAUUGUAUUUACGACGAGCCUUGUGUAAAAUUUGAUUUCCGUGAUAGGUGGCGGGAAAUGGGUACCUAUUGAUGUUGAAAUUCACUCGGUCCCAAGCAGAUCGCUGGGUAUCAAUCUUGUCUUUGGAUCGGGCCAGAAGAGCAGUCGUUUCGUUUAUUUCGGCAUAUCUCACUUCAUGUUACUGCUUAGUCGAGCGGAUUCGCUCUUGGUCGAGGUGAUUAUUUUUCAUUGUUAUCCUCGUCGUCGAGCAGUCACAAGAAAAAACCGUCGCUAGCCGCCACUGAAAUGAUCUACUCGUAUGGGGGCACGAAUCUAUCAAUCUAGUAGAAGGAGUGAGGCCAUGUCGUGGCGGUCGUUCAUUCUAUCUUGUGAAAUAAGGCAAGAGAUACCUACUAGUGUAGCCAAGCAGAAAUCUCCAAAGAAAACAAUCUUCCGGUGGUCUUUGAGCUUGCGGUCUCCGUCUGUGUCGUGUUCCACCUCUCGUGGUCGUUCCGCAUACGUGGUAUUAACAUGAGAACAAGUAGUUCGUCAUCUGCAGUGGGGCAUCGACCGCCUCAGGAGCAGCUCAGCCUGCGCGGCAUGGCCGAGGAGGAAUCAGUAGCGACGCACUCGUUUUUGACGCUUUCUGACAGCACGAGGUUGAUCUCGCCGUUGGAGCCAUCACGACAGUCAUUUGUUCACCGCAGCAAACAUCAAGCAAGAGGACGCGACGACGCACGUUGAAUCUUCGUGUGGACGCCUACAAUUUCUACAACGUGGAGCGCUGCAGCAACACCGGCACUACGCCUUGCCGGUCUUCCAGCUGCUCGGGCUCAUUGCCUUGAUGGUGUGCCUUCUGUACCUGCUCUACUUUCUGCAGUGGUCACUGCUCGGAGCGGGGGGAUCCACCUCGCCCUCUGCUUCAUUAACCGUGGGUGCUGGUCCUGGUGUACCGGCAGCUUCGACGCAGUCGGGAGUGGGUGGACCAACAUCUACAUCUUCUUCGUCAUCAGCAUCUUCUGGGAGGGACAAUCAACAGGAAGCAGGAGCUGCUGCAACUAGUAGCAGGGCAGCUUCUUCUAGUACCACGCGAAACGAUGAGCAGGCACAGUUUCUCGAGUAGGAAAAUUCCUCUUGUGCUGUUGUUGCCGCCUGAUUUCAGAGCACGUGCUGUACCCGCGUGAUGCAAGUAAGUACUUCUAACGUACUUAGACUUACUCAUUUCCUCGAACAAGAAGUACAAGAACCUGUAAUGCGAGUGCGGGUGAUGUCGGAUAAUGUCAAAAGUCCGGUGGGUCCUUGCCGUACUGAUACUAAGUGUAUGAUUUGUGCGAAACAAGCAAUAAUUGAAGUAAACGAGCACUUCCGACACAGAAGGGGAGGGACUUUGAUUGCCAGUGCUGUAUCUGAGCCUGAUCCUGAAGGUGAACUCUUUUUUGCUGUGUGUCGUCUCUUCCUAAUAUGCUCAUCUCUGUUCGAAUUAUGUUCUGCUGGGUUUUCAUUAAUUUCCGUUUUAGCCGUAU
Messenger RNA from Amoebophrya sp. A120, 1736 nucleotides. NCBI's taxonomy places the organism in Eukaryota, Dinophyceae, Syndiniales, Amoebophryaceae. The record is from the annotation of a GenBank genome assembly.